UUUCAGGUCUUAUGGAAUUACAUUUUGGGAAAUCAUGACAUUUGGGUCUAUGCCAUAUACGGGUAUGACGAACAAAGAGACAAUGAAUUACGUCAUGAGAGGUGGGCGUUUAUCUCGACCAGUGAUUUGYCCAGAACCAGUGUAUAAGCUAAUGGGCAGCUGCUGGAAAACUAACCCUCAAACCAGGCCUACGUUUGAGUACAUCCGUAAUAAACUUCGUCUCUUUAUACAAGACCCAGCCAUCCUCGAUUUUAAACCUCCGGUGAUCGGCAGACCUGCGGCGCAGCUUCCGUACAGAGCGACUCAUCCAUUAGACGAUAAUGCGCCGCCGGAUGGUGUUCUUCGUGCCCAUGACUGCGUCGCCGGAAGUGGUAGYAUCCAUCAGCUACCCCAAAACGAACACCAAGAAGAACCUCAGUACGUGACGCCACUUCCAGCCGAUGACAUGUUCGAAGGUGUGGAUGCGGAAAUUAUGAGGGACGCAGAGCGGUUUGGCAGGUUCCGGGGCAGCAACGAGAUGGCACCGCUGGAUGACGACAACAACGACAAUGAGAGCGGUAGUGAUGAAGAAGACGAGUACGAGGACGAUGACGCAGCGAAUAUUGGUGAAGUGGACGACGAGGUUGAUGAUGGUGACGAUGACGACGACGACGACGACGACGAACAGAACGUAGAAGAGGAAGAAGACGACGACGCAAAUGGUGCGGAGAUCGUCCUGGACGCUGACAACAAUCGAUUCGACGAGGACGACGACGAUGCAUACGGAGAUAACAACGCCAGGAGCAAUGGCCCUGUGACCUCGUAUCACUGGAAUAGGUUCAAAGAGACGAGUUUCAUCAGCAUGAAGGAACCCAACACCAAACAAACGGAUGCGGACGGCCAGGCAAAUCCGUCUAAGAGAAGAAAAUCGUUCUCCGAACUCGAAGACAACAGGCCCAACCCUUAUUCGUUGACGGGGCGYGUCCGUUACAAUGUAGCCAGUGACGGGAAAAUAAGAUGCUGACAUCCGGACUCAAGGACUUCGGUUAUCGAGUCCUUGGAAAUGUUAUAAAAUGUUCUCGCACGCUGCGUGUACAAUCUUUAUUGUUUAUAUUCUGUUUUGAUGUACGACUGUUGUAAAUAUUUUUUUUCCAUUUUUAAUUCACAUCAUCUACCUAUAAUAUAAUUGUUUUUUUUUUUUUUUUUGAGAAUGUGCUAUAUACACGUCUAACAACUUGUAUAUUACAAACAAUAUUGUGACCUAAAUUAACAGACAAAUAACUACGCAAUAAACCGUGUGUAUAAGCAAAAAUUAUUUAAAAUACAUAACCGUAUACAGUAAAAAAAAACUUAUAUAUACGUUUAUAAUAAUAUUGGUUAUUUGGUGGGUAAAAUUAAAUAGGGGUAUGGUUAAACCAUAUUAAUUAUACGCCAUGCUUAAAGCGUGGAUAAAAACUU
Molecule: messenger RNA, 1437 nt
Organism: Diuraphis noxia (Russian wheat aphid)
Lineage: Eukaryota; Metazoa; Arthropoda; Insecta; Hemiptera; Aphididae
Product: tyrosine-protein kinase receptor-like
Biological process (GO): protein phosphorylation; regulation of neuron differentiation; cell surface receptor protein tyrosine kinase signaling pathway
Cellular component (GO): signaling receptor complex; plasma membrane
Molecular function (GO): protein binding; ATP binding; transmembrane receptor protein tyrosine kinase activity
Source: RefSeq, a predicted model, not a curated record